AUCAAUUCGAUUUCGAGGAGUGACUGAUCGAUCACCCAGGUGAUCUCUUAACGUCGAACAUCUCGGAAUGCGAGUAGCUCGCCGAGUCGCCGACGCUCAGAUCUCGCGAGUGUCACGCACCAGCGGAUUUAAUGGUUUGCGAUUUUGCGUCGUAGUUAUCGUUUAAAACGCUUGCCGUGCGGGAUGAGAGCGAGGAUCUCGUUUCCACGAGGGGCGAUCGCGCUGCGUGACGACCCACUGUGCGGAACAGCAGGCUGAGUUUCGGCAGCUCCCAGCUCGGCGGGGACCAUGGCGAUUGUUCGGUCGGACAGCAGCGUGAACGCGAAAACGUGACCAACUCGCGGAUGAGGAAAACGUCGAUCGCGACGGUGGCUACCCGUAUCGUAAUGAGAUCGAGCGAGAGGUCUGAUCGCGCGUGAGGAGGCAUCACACGAGUAAUCGCGAAGCGACAGAGAACCGCCGAACGGGGUGAUAACGAUGGGUUCCUUGCCGAAUCUUCACGAGCUGUCCAAGGACAAGCUGGGGAGCCCGGUGUUCAAACCAGCACCACUCGGCGGUCUUGGUCCGGCGCGAUUGCCGCCGCAGCAACCGCCGCUGGCGCACAGUCAUAAACGCGCGAGAAGCAGCGGGCAUCAUCAUUCUACCUUGAGCGACAACGAUGCCAUGUUGGAGCACAUGGCGGCGUACUCGCCAAUCUCCUGCCGGUCGACGCGCACCUCGGCGCUGUCGUGGCGGCGUCGCGACUCCAUGAACUCGUCAGCGGGCGCGUCGUCGGUGCGCCGACUGAUCGCGGCGGUCCGUGCGGCCCCGUCCGGGCCCAGGCCACCACGUAAGGUCGUGCUGCGCCACAGCGCCCUUCUACUCGGCCACGCGAGCUGCUCGGCCGCCACGCUGCCCAUUUUCCCGCUGCAGGCGGGCUUGGGCGCGUUCGAGCCUCGUAUGGGCCCGGUGCUCCUCGCCCAUCUCUACAUGAUGGCAGCCGUCACCAGCUGCUUCGCGCCCAUCGUCGUGCAACGGCUCGGCACGAAUCUCGCCAUCAUCGCGAGCCACGUGGUCACUGCUAUCUUCGUCGGCGUGCACCUGUAUCCCAAAUGGUACAUACUCGCGCCCAGCUACGUCAUGCUGGGCUGCUGCGCGAGCUCGAGCUUCCUGGCGAGGACAUCGCACAUUAACGUGUCCGCGAGCAGUCUGGCACUGGUUUGCGUCGAUCCCGAAGAUCCCGACGAGACGCGACGCGAAUGCCUGCUGAGAAGACUCAACCGGGGAAUCAAGCUGGCCGAAGACAUCGGCCUCGCCAUCGGUUGCCUCAUCGCUGCAAUUCUCGUCAGGUUAACGGACCUGACGUCUAGCGUAGUGAACAACGACGUUUGCGGAGCCGAGUACUGUUCGGAGGAGAUGUACUUUUACAACGAAUCCCUCUACGUGCCGACCAUGACGCCGGGCACCUCGAGAAUCCUCGUCAGCAUUUGGCUCGGCUUGGCGGUGCUCGGUCUAGGUAUAUCCUGCGCGUUCCUCGAUUCUAGGGUGCAAGAGCCUCGGACGAAUCACGACCGCACCAGCGUUAAGGACAUCCUCAAGUCGGUGAAGUGCGCGUUUCAGGAUCCAAAGCUCAGACUCGCGACGCCUCUCACGAUCUUCAUCGGGCUGGAACAGGGCUUCAUUUAUGCCGAUUUUACAGAGGCAUACGUGGUAUGCGCCUUAGGCGGCGCCGGAGCAGUGGCCUUAAGCUUCCUGAGCUUGGCUCUGUUGCAAGCUCUGGCCGCUGCGACGCUGUCGAUGCUCCUGAGGCACAUUAAAAGGUACUUUGUCGUGGUCGUGGGUUUCGCUUUCCACGCCUGCCUUCUGCUGGUUCUGGUAACCUGGAGACCGACGGGAGACGAUCCGGCUCUCUUCCACGUCAUAUCAGCUGCCUGGGGAGUUUGUAACUCCAUCUGGGAAACUUUAAUAUACACGCUGGUGAUGGGCUUGUAUCCGAACGCGUGGCAGGGACCGCUGUCGACGUCGCUCUUCUGGCGCUGGCUCGGCUUGGCCCUCGCGCUCAGUCUGCACGGUAUAGUGUGUAUCCGUUAUCGCGUGCUGGGUCUCGCCGUGAAUCUGGUCCUGGCGGUGGUGCCGUACAUGUGGCUGGAGAGCCGUCUCGCCCGCCGCGGCAAGACACUGGCGCCCUUAUGACCAGGCGACUCGACCGCGAGCGAGCGCGGGUCCACCAGCGUCGAGACGGCGACGACGACUGAGAUUAGACAUCGGGGGGACUGAGAACGAGCCGUUCCAUCCGGCACCACGGUAAAAUCGUGGACCGGGAUACCGAGACGCGGUAGCCGCAGGAGCAGCGGCCUGACGACGCAGGAAUCGCAACAGCAGCAGCAACCGCAGCAGCAGCAACCGCAGCAACAACAGCAGCAGCAGCAGCAGCAGCAGCAACAUCAGACGCAGGUCGGCGGCGCGACGUUAAAAGUCAAGACGCGGCGUAGGGCGAACAGCGUUGCAUUCGCCUGCCGCACCGACUUCGGUCUGCCCGACGACAGCGACGAUAAUAAUAGCCCGCCAAAGAACCCGGUGCUGCUCAUCGCGGAACCUGAACGUCGCAGGAGCGCCAUCGAUACGGUGCUCGAAGGAUCGAAGGAGCGCUCCUCGAUCUUCACGCUCUCGUGAGGAAGGCGUCCUCUCGCGAACGCGCUAAUGCCCAAGCGUCAUCGUGUCCUUAGAUAGACGAAAUGAGAGCAUGCUACCGUGCCGAGUGCUACGUUUCAGUGCGAUGCACUUUGGAUAACGCGCCGGAGAUGCAAUCUCUUUCUUUCUCUCUCUCUUUCUUCCUCCGUCUCAAAAACGGAGCUUGGACUCCCAUACAGCACAGUAUUGCAAAAACAUUGCAAAAUAUUGCUACUAAUGUUUCAACAAUAUUGUAACAACAAUAAAAUGUCUGCUUUAGAAAUAUUGAUACGUAAUGUUGCAGCAACGUUAAUACAAUAUUAUAUAUGUUGCUGCAACAUUACGUAUCAACAUUUCUGAAACGAACAUUUUACCAUGAAAUAUUGCAGCAACAUUUUGCAAUGCUUUACAAUGCAGAGCUGUACAAGAUAUUAUAAAACUUGAAGAACAAAGUCACAUGCUUUGGCGAGAGAAAAACAGAGAGAAAGAGAGAAAGAGACACCUCUCUUGAGCUUGUGCUUGCGGCUGAAGAUCCGAGGUAGUCGCGAGAGCGUGUAAUUCAGUGUGUACCGAGGUGUGCAGCCUCAACGCGAUAUCCGGUGUAUCUCGUGUAAGCAUUGCAAGCUAUAUUGCAAUGUCCUAUUUAGCACCCGACUCUCGGGAAGAGAGCUCUCCGUCUCACCGUCUCUCUCUCGCUUCCCCGCGAAUUUGGAGCGAGGACGGCGACGAUCGAUGGACGCUUUAAAGCUCUCGCCAGGCGCGCGUUCGAGCCGCGAUUAAUGAGGAUCGCUCUUCCGAAGCUGGAUGGAACGGCUGUGUAUGACGGACUCUAUGUGCAUACACGUGUAUGUACAUUGUACACAAAUACGCUUUCCCGCUACGGUGCGAUCGAUGCACACGACUGAAUAGCGGGGGAAACUAAGCGCGCGUAUACACGUGCACACAUACGUAAAUCUACAUAUAUCGUAUUCUAAUAUCGAGCGUACCGUUUUGUAUCACUCGAACGAAUCGCCGUUUGACGUAACGAAACGUCGAGAUGUACCUGAUGUCUUUCAAGCCAAGCUACACAAGGUAUAGUCGCCUCCCUUCCGAUAUAAAUGUAUAUGUACAUAUAUAUAUAUACACGUAUACCCUUACAUACACACACCCCUUUGUCUAUUGUAGAUGCUCGUGUACGAGCCUUGCGGGCGCAUCGAUUUUUUUGAAAGCGAAACGACUCCUCUCCUUUUGUAUACCGAUCUCAUGCGAAAUGACACGCGCGCGUGCACCGAGCUCUAAGUCGGAUUCACGAUCUCAGCAUCGAGGUCGAAGACAGAUCGACGCCCAGAUGAGGCGAAUCCAGCGUUAAUUGUAAGCGCCUUUAACGAUUUUAUUAGAUAUCGUGACAGUUUGACUAAGAUUUUUUUAUGACUAUAAUUCGUCGACGAGAAUCACGUGUGAUGACGAUGACGGGGAGGACAUUCUCCCUCGAAUAGACUACCAAGGGUGACCUGUUUUUUUUUUUUUUUUUUUUUUUAGGAUAAGAAAAACGACGAUGCGGCCAUUCGCGCGGCGAAUCACAGAAAUACGCCCAUUUACAAGACAUUUAGGACAUCCCUCCCUGAUUGUGUUAACGGCAAUCGUGAUCGUCUCCCGGUUCGCAGAUCGUCAGUUGACAUUUUUGUUACGGAUCUUAGAAGCUAAGCAAUGCGAAACUGUAAUCGCGUAAAGUUUAAGGGAGAUUAAUAAGUGUUAUCUCGUUUAAUGUUACAAGUGUAGGCGAGUCGAAUGUUAAAUUAGAACGAUUGGGGGUAACAUAUCACUGACAUACAUCAUCCGGCGGAAACGGAGUCUGGUUUUCAUAUCCCUCCCCAUGACGGCGACGUAGCGUAUUGUUUGUACGACGACCGUCGUGAAUGCGGUGAGAGCGCAUUGACGGGGUAACACUUUUUGCGUUAAAAGAAAACAAUUUCAAGAUUCCUUCGUACGAAAAAAAAAAAAUCGAUAAAUUUUAUCCCCCCUUUUUUUCGUCUCAUGAUUCACAUGGCACUUUCGUCACCCAAUUAGAUUUAUGUAAACAAUAAUUUUAAACCGGAAAUAGGUAAUUAUGUUUAGAUUAGCUCUUAAGAUACCAUCAAGGGUAUUCCGAGUCGGACUUGCAGUUUUUCGAAAUUUGAAAGGUAAUUCAAUUACAUUACAUUUUUUUUUCCUAAAAUGAAGUAUAAACACAUUCUAAAAGCUUGAAAGUAUGUUCACAAGUUUUUACAUAUUUUUUAAAAUAACUCUAAGUAGUUAAAAAAGUUAUUUAAAUAAAACUGAUUUAUGAUGGUAUCUUAAAGGUUAACAAUAGUUUUACGAAUCAGAAAUGAAACAUGAUUCGAUUGUGUACUUCUAGGAGAAAUUCUAGGAGCCCCCUCCCUUCUCCCUGCUUCCGUCGGCACGAACCUAUCCCAUUUUACGGUAAAGUUUUUUAUGCCCCUCAUACAUGUUUUCCGAUGUUCGAGUUAAUCGUAUUACGCUUGAUCGAGAGUAAGAAUCGCAGGACGACGAUGGGAUAAAAAGAGAACGAAGAACGCGAGGUUCCGAGGAAGUGUGAAAGGAAAGAAAAACCGCUAGGACGCAAAAAAAAACUCGCAGAUAAAUCUCCGUACUUUUUACUCAGCAAUAAACUUGCUCACUUCCGGUUCGUCGAGGAACAUGGCCGAUCGCCCGAGGGGCGAGAGGAAAAACAGGGGCUAUCUGAGGGAGGGAAAAAGAGGAAACGACAAGAACGUUCAGUGUCCUAGCGAGGCGCGGCGGAAGGAAUGUAUAUCGUCAGUGGCAUUGGGGAAAGGCAUAUAUUAUCUGUAUUUCAUGAAAUAAUAAAUAUUAUCUUAUUUUA
This is a messenger RNA of Solenopsis invicta (red fire ant), 5509 nucleotides long. RefSeq names its product UNC93-like protein. Gene Ontology annotation, biological process: regulation of muscle contraction; regulation of potassium ion transport. Lineage: Eukaryota; Metazoa; Arthropoda; Insecta; Hymenoptera; Formicidae. Gene Ontology annotation, cellular component: plasma membrane; striated muscle dense body. The record is from RefSeq and is a predicted model, not a curated record. Gene Ontology annotation, molecular function: potassium channel regulator activity.